This is a messenger RNA of Epinephelus lanceolatus (giant grouper), 2629 nucleotides long. The record is from RefSeq and is a predicted model, not a curated record. NCBI's taxonomy places the organism in Eukaryota, Metazoa, Chordata, Actinopteri, Perciformes, Serranidae.
GCAGGUGUGCGCGUGGCCGUGCACGCUCCCGACACGCCGAGAGAAGAGACACGAUGUUGUUGGAGGUAAAGAUGGAGGACUGUCUGGAUCGUGGCGACUCUUCUGAUCUGGUUUCUCUGCUUCGUGACGAAGGACUGAGCAGCGUCACACUCACCAGACUAGACCAGCUGGUCACCAAGGAUCUGUGUGGAUCCAGGUUCAGCAGAGUUCUGGUUGUGUUGAAGUCUUUAGAGAUUCUGUCAGAGGACAAAGACAACCUGCAGACGCUCAUAACCUACGGACUGACUGCUAAAGUGGUGUUGUGGUUCGAAGCUGUCCAUGACCUGCUGACCUCUGACCUCCAGAAGAACUCUGCCUCCCUGCUCUGCCUCACAGAGGAGUUCUAUGACUACUUCCUGCUCCUGGGUCAGGCGUCUCUUCCAGUCAGUCAGCUGUCUGUGGUUCUCCUUCAGUUGGCUCGAUUCACUUUAGAACCAGAGAUCUUCUUUCCGCUGAGACUAGAGGCCAUCAGAACUUUAAACAGCAUCCUGGAGUCUCUGAGCCGCGACCAGAGGAAACUGAUCCAGACCGCCCAGAGCCCGUCCCCCAUACUAUCUGAGGUGGCAGCAGCAGUUCUGACCGUUGGAGACUACGAGCUGCAGGUCAGCCUAUCAGAGGCUCUGUGUCGACUGACUCCCAGGAAGGAACGACAGCACAGAGCCAAUCAGUGGUUCUCCAGCCGUGACAUCAGCAGUGCCUUCUGUGACAUCAGAGAUGGAGACUUUGAGGUGGACUGCCGCCAUUUCCUGAACUUUGUCAAUGGUUACCAUGGCGACCAGAGGAGGGUGUACACCUUCCCGUGUCUCCGAGCAUUCCUGGGCUCCACUGAGCUGUUUCGACCAAAAGACGACAAACUGGACCAGUUCUGGAUCGAUUUUAACGUCAGCUCAGGAUGUGUCAGCUUCUUCAUCGACGAGCCUCAGGCUUUCCUGUGGGGGUCGAUCCACCUGCUGAGGAGGGACGUGGAUCAUUACAGUCUCCAGCUGAACCAACACGAGACGGUCCUCAGCGUCUGGCUGAACAAUCCCAUCAUGCACCACAACAGCAGAGGUCAAACAGUGGAGCUGAAGUUUAACUCUGAACACCACCGAGAGCUGGAGGAGGCUGCUGGGAGAGUCUUCAUGAAAGUAAAGAGUUCCUGCAGAGAGGAAGACUCGAGUGGUACGCUCCAGGUGUCCCCCUCUGCACACAGACACAAUGGUAGAUCCUACAGCAGGAAGAAACCACAGAGCAAGAGUCAGCUGAAGAUUUUGCCCCUGUCGUCUCCGAGCAGUGAAGAAGACUCCUCUGUAACCAAGACUCCAGUGAGCAGAUCAGAGUUUCUGUUUGAUCAGAUUCAACACUCGACUCCGACACACAACUCAGGUGUUCCUGUGGGGGCGGAGCUAGAGGUCUCUCGGGAAACGACGGGGGAGUUUGGAGAAUAUGUCUCUCCUUUAAGAAAAGAAGUCUUCAGUUCUGACAGGAAGAGAGCUGCUCCAGACUCAGGUGUUCCUGUGGGGGCGGAGCCAGAGGUCUCUCAGGAAAAGACGGGGGAGUUUGGAAAAUAUGUCUCUCCUUUAAGAAAAGAAGUCUUCAGCUCUGACAGGAAGAGAGCUGCUCCAGACUCAGGUGUUCCUGUGGGGGCGGAGCCAGAGGUCUCUCAGGAAAAGACGGGGGAGUUUGGAAAAUAUGUCUCUCCUUUAAGAAAAGAAGUCUUCAGCUCUGACAGGAAGAGAGCUGCUCCAGACUCAGGCUACUUGUCAGACCAAACUGAGGACUUUUUGGCCCAAAAGAAGAGGGCGGAGCCUCAGCCAGAGAGGGAGGAGUCUAAAUCGCCACCGUCAGAGUCAUCACCGAAGGAGACGGAGCCAUUCGAGGCAGGGGGCGGACUGCUUGAUGAUGAGGGAAAGGGGGGUGCGAAAGAGUCAGGAGUGGAGCCAGAGUCAGAAUUGACGUCAGGCAUCACAGCUGCCUUCAACACCUUUAAAACACAACUUGAACAACAUUUCACUGGCUGCUGGAAGAGCGUGGAAACUGAAAUUCUUUUGUCUUUAAAAGAGUGUCAACAACACGUCUCCUCACUGCUGACAGCUGUCCAUCAACACAGGUUAGUGUUGCUGCAGAGGUUUGAGAACAGCGUCACUGAUCAGCUGAAGCGACUGAAUGAAAACUCAACCAGCCUGAACUCCAUAAACACACAGAUCCUGAGCUUCUUCCAGUCUGAGAUGCAGCGACUGGGCUCCUUCUGUGAUGAACACCUGCAGAGGUUAAAGUCUCUGGAGAGCAGCGAGUCGGGGGCGGAGCGUCCGUCCAGCCAAUGAGGAAGGAGAAGAGAGGAGUUCGUCCAAUAAAGAGGAGAGUUAGUGAUGUAGAAACUGUCCAGGUCAGGUGUGUGAUCCAGUCUGUUAGAAAACACUGAUCACAUUCAGGAUGAGAACAGAACCAGUCUGAGUGGACAGCUGUUUGUUUGUUUGUUUGUUUGUUUGUUUGGAUCACCGUCAUUCACCAAACCUCAUUCAGCGACUUUUGUGUUUUUGUUUCCUCUUGAGUUAAUGGAUCGCUUUGUUUUCUGAAGACUGAAAUAAAUAAAAAAACAACAUGAACAGAA